Pseudoliparis swirei is the source of this 1323-nucleotide messenger RNA. It is a transcript of the gene gsc, whose product is annotated as goosecoid. The transcript has 3 exons. Gene Ontology annotation, cellular component: nucleus. Gene Ontology annotation, molecular function: RNA polymerase II cis-regulatory region sequence-specific DNA binding; DNA-binding transcription factor activity, RNA polymerase II-specific. Gene Ontology annotation, biological process: regulation of transcription by RNA polymerase II. The record is from RefSeq and is a predicted model, not a curated record. The coding region runs from base 147 to 896 and encodes 249 amino acids. Lineage: Eukaryota; Metazoa; Chordata; Actinopteri; Perciformes; Liparidae.
CGCGCGCGCGCAGGGAAGAAGAGCAGUGCGUCCAGAGCCGCCAUGGCGCAGUCCUAGAGCCGCCGGAGCGCCGUCAGUCCGGAAGGUUUCCCCCAACUCGAGCCUCCUACCCGAAGCCCCGUCUCCUGCCGCCGCUCUCCGGGGUGAUGCCCGCCGGGAUGUUCAGCAUCGACAGCAUCCUGUCCGGCCGGCCGACGUGCAAGGAGCCGCUGCUGCUGCACCGGAGCGGCCCGGUGGUGCUGUCCGCCGGCCUCUCGGACUCUAUCUACACCGACUACAACGGACUGUACUCGGCCGCAUGCGGGCCUUCUCCCCCCGGCGUCCAGUCGGUGAACAGGACCCGGAUCGGAUAUAACGGCUACUACUACGGACAGCUGCACGUGCAGGGCACCGGAGGGGCGCCGCCGUGCUGCGGCUCGGUGGCCGGCCUCGGCCCGCAGCAGUGCCCCUGCAUCCCCGCAGGCUACGACAGCCCGGGCUCGGUGCUGCUGUCCCCGGUGCCGCACCAGUUGAUGUCCUACAUGAACAUGGGCAGCCUGUCGCGCACCGAGCUGCAGCUCCUCAACCAGCUGCACUGCCGCCGGAAGCGGCGCCACCGCACCAUCUUCACGGACGAGCAGCUCGAGGCCCUGGAGGGCCUCUUCCAGGAGACCAAGUACCCGGAUGUCGGCACCCGCGAGCAGCUGGCCCGCAAGGUCCACCUCCGGGAGGAGAAGGUGGAGGUGUGGUUCAAGAACCGGCGCGCCAAGUGGCGGCGGCAGAAGCGCUCCUCCUCCGAGGAGUCGGAGAACUCUCAGAAAUGGAACAAAACGGCCAAAGUGUGCGCGGAGAAGCGCGAGGAGGAGGAAGAGGAGGAGGAGGAGGGCGCGAAGAGCGAGGUGGACUCGGACAGCUGAUCGUGCCGCGGGCGCGUGUGCGCGGGCGCGUGUACAUAUGUCGGGAGCGGCGUGCUGGUGGUGUGGUGAUGAAACGUGUUGCCAUGUUGCACAUUGUACAUAAUCUACAUUUUGUAUCAUUGACUCCGCUAUUUAUAUUUAAUUUAAGUGCUUUGGGGAGGACUGGCUGCAUGCACCGGGAUGUGAAGUGCUGUUAUAUAUACUGUGUGUGGGUGUGAAUACGUGUGUGUGGAUAUUACGUGUUGUACACCCCCCCCCCCUCCUCCUCCCCGGUGUAACCCUAUUCAUCGCGCUCGGCACGUGGAGCCUGAACGCAGCAUCAUGAGCUGUUUGUGCCGACAUCUGUGUUGUUGUUUUUUUUAUUUUGACAAAAUAAAUAAGCACGCCUGUACGUAAAAGGACUAUUCAUUAAAAUAUAGAUGACACA